AUGAAACUCAAACUUCUCGGGUAUGGGACAAAGGCUCACAUUGACAGCUAUUCUUGGAUAUGGGAAAUAGCAAGCCGAAGCACCACCCUGGAGGAUCGUCCAGUCAUCGACAUUGGUGUGGAGUUCGACGUACCACAUCUUGCUCUGUUUGCGGUUCGAAAGUGUGUGUUUCAAAAGCAUGGUUAUGGCCCGUACAUGUCGUACGACUCGAUGCUGUGGAUGAACUUUAUGGACGCCUGUCGCGAGUUACAGGAAUGUGUACAGCCGCAGUACGUUGUGGGGGGUGGGCUUUCUAUUUCCAAGCCGUCGAUACUAUCAUCGAGAGCCUACAAAAUCAAGUUGUACCCAAAGAUCGUACACUUCUUGAAGAACAUCAACGAGCGACGACUUGGAGACAUGCCUCAUCCUUCAACGAACAAAAAUUGUGGCAAGCGUUAUGAGCACCUUCAAAACGUGUAUGAGAACUACUUCAAAGCCGGUGUCGCGGACCAAUUUGCUGGCUCCUUCACUGGCUUUCGACUAGAAAUCACGGUCAGUGGUUUCAGUUUGAACGAGUGCUUGGACAUUUUUGACGCCGAGUUCUAUGCGUUAUUCCAACACGUGAAGGUGUUGAAAUAUCCGCUGCCAAAGUACUUGGCCAACAUUGCAAAGUUCGUUGGCUUUAUGACAUCGGUUGGACCUGCACGAGGGCGCGACGAGGUAUUAUGCGAUGACAAGUACAAGGUUCCACUUGCAUUUGUUGGUCAAGAACUGGGCUUGACAAGCUACGUUUGCCACGUCUUUCUGUCGCGCCGUGCAUUCUUUGACGACAACAUACGGAGCUGGAACUGGUGUUCAAGCAAUUACAUUGCAUUAAAUGAGCCAGAUUUGCCACCAGUGGACGCACCCGUCGAUGUCGAUGACGCACAGGGCGACCAGCAUCUGGACGAUUUCCAUGCGCGCUACGACGCCGAAACUCGCGAGAUCAUGCUCGACGUCUUCCUCAAUGUUUACGCAAAAUCUGUCGGACUGGGGGAUGCCAAGUUGUUCAAGUCACGUGAUAAACGAAGUGGUCGAUUCAGUGAAACCAACAGGACGAUGUUUGGAUUGGCAGAACGCAUUGCUACACUGCAUAAGGCCAGCUGGCGAACGCACUUUGUCUGCAAAGUGAAAAAUCUGUACAGUGGUCUGAGCGAGGUCAACAAGCUGGAAGCGUUCCGUCGACUGGUUGCCGAUCAGCAUACCCGUGUCGGGAUACUAAUGACGGUCUGGAUGACGUUCCAACCGACCUACCUAUUCCUUUGUUCGCUUCAGACGCCCAAAUGCUUCGGGCCGUCUCCUUGGUGUGGAAUCGUCAAGCUCUCCAUCGUGGACGGGGUGCUCCAAACACGGUGGUAG
Aphanomyces astaci is the source of this 1377-nucleotide messenger RNA. RefSeq lists its product as hypothetical. The coding region runs from base 1 to 1377 and encodes 458 amino acids. NCBI's taxonomy places the organism in Eukaryota, Oomycota, Saprolegniomycetes, Saprolegniales, Verrucalvaceae. The record is from RefSeq and is a predicted model, not a curated record. The transcript is spliced from 2 exons.